AUGGUAGUGACUAUGCUGAACUACUACUUGUUUGUUAUCAUAACUGGAUGGUUAUUAAUGUCAAGGUCGUCAACAGUACUAGCUGCUAUACUUGUCAAACCUGGUUGUCCAGAAAAGUGCGGAAACAUAACUAUUCCAUUCCCAUUCGGAAUUGGAUCGUCCAAUUGUUAUUUUGACAAAUGGUUCGAAAUCUCCUGCCACAACUCUGUGCCUUUCCUCAAACACACUCAACUACAGGUACUUAACAUUUCGUUAUAUGAUUAUGACGACUAUAGACCGUCCCAAUGGGUUCAGGUGAGAAGCCCCAUCAGUUUCUUCAACUGUGCAAAUAAGACAAGCAAAAAAUCUGCAAAUUUAACAGUAAGUUGUGGUCUUGUUGCCAAGUACGAAAUAAGGAGUGGUAUCAGGGUCGUCCAGGAUGGGUGCACCAGCAGCAGUUCCACCUGCUCAUCAUCAUCCAAUAGUAUUGAUUUUAGUAAUUGCGACGAUGGCGUUAAAUGUUGUCGUACUUCUUUCUUUAUGGGUAGAGGUGCCAGCUUCAAAAUCUCCAUGGAUAAUGAUUCUAGUACAACUCUUGCAACAAAUCGUGAUAACGAAUAUUGCAAAUAUGCAUUCCUGAUUGAUUCUUAUGAAAUUGAUAAAUUCAAAACAUCCCAUCAUCUCGAUUAUCUGGAUUAUUAUGUUCCCGCCAUACUAACUUGGUCCCUUAACAAUACGUAUUUCGACAUAUUUAAAAUACAUGUUAUCCCAACCAUAUCCAGUUCUAGCAGCUUCUACUGCAACACCUAUAAUGGUAUUUUAAAUUCCUCUCUAGAUAGGAUAUACAGCUGUCGCUGCAGUAAUGGAUUUCGAGGGAGUCCGUACAUUCAGGACGGGUGUCAAGGUAAUCCUCAAUCCACCACUAAUAUUUUUUAA
Humulus lupulus (European hop) is the source of this 915-nucleotide messenger RNA. RefSeq names its product wall-associated receptor kinase-like 3. The transcript has a single exon. The coding region runs from base 1 to 915 and encodes 304 amino acids. The record is from RefSeq and is a predicted model, not a curated record. Gene Ontology annotation, molecular function: polysaccharide binding. NCBI's taxonomy places the organism in Eukaryota, Viridiplantae, Streptophyta, Magnoliopsida, Rosales, Cannabaceae.